AUGUCGAGGUCGCUGCGUACGCGUCCUAUGACGCUUUACGCCCAGGACGGUCAACAGCCCGUCAUCCCUCCUCUGCCAUCAUCGUCAGCAGCGGCUGCCUCUUCGUCUUCUUCCUCCACAGCAUAUCCCUACAACCCAUCGUCCUCACAACGACAGAGCUCCCUGCGCCAAGCCCGUCAAGAUGGCUCCUCCUCCAGCAGCACCAAUGUCCUCAAAAAGUCCAAAAAGAAGGCCUCUCAAGUCGGCAGCACCCUCAAAAAUCGUCUCUCCAUGCGAUAUGCCGAACCCACGCAGCUCGGUCCUGGUGGCUUCAGCGCCAUCCCUGCCGUUCCCGCUCUCCCACCUAUGCCAGAGAUCCACAUUGACGAUCGACCGCAUCACCUCAUCGACGACCCGUACCUGCCAGCUAUCGGCGAGUCGGCCAGCGACGCCGCCUACGAUCCCGACGACAAUGAGCUCAACGCCAUCCGCAAGUCGUCCGACACCCAACGUUCCCGCAUCGACACCUUCGACAGCGAUCCCAACGUCGACACACAGCUUCUCAGCCAGUCCGACUUUGACCCACAAGCCUACCUCCGCGCCAAGCUCUCGCAGCAGACCGAGUCGAGCCUGCGCACUUUCAAAGCGUCCCUUGCUACGGCCAAGCAGGCUGCCAACGACGACAUCAAACGCCAGGUCUUUACCCACUACUCGGAAUUCAUCACCAUCAGCAAAGAGAUUGCGACGCUCGAAAACGACAUGCUCGAACUCAAAGAGCUGCUGUCCGAGUGGAAGCAGCUGCCCCAAGCGCUCGAGCUCGACGACUCGUCCAGCACUGCCUCCUUCUCCGACUCGUUCUCGCGCGCAAAGGCGUCCGGCAAAGCCAAUCGCAACAGCACGCUCGAUCUGCAGUCCAUCUACCGAGCCCAAAUCACCUCGCUGUGGGAGGGCAUCGAGGGGUCGCAAAAGUUCUUGCCCUAUGUUCCCGGACGACACCUCAUCGCCGAAGCGAGCAGCUUCACCGAGCUCAAUGCGGCCACUUACAAACCCCAACAAAGCGUCGCUCUCUUUCUGCUGGAUGACCUGCUCCUCAUCGCCACACGGCGAAAACGUCAGAUGAGCAGCAAGGUGCGUCUCGUUGCCGAGCGCUGCUUCAGUCUCGCCGAGAUCGUCGUCAUCGACCUCAAAGACGGAGGCGAUCUCACCAACGCGCUCAAAAUCAAGCGGGCCCGCGAGACCUACGUCUACCGCACCGAUCGCGCCCAAGACAAGCGCGCGCUGCUCAACGCCUUUCGUCGUGUCGCCGAGGAGCUCGCCAAGAAGCGUCGCAACGAGUCCGAGUACGGUGCCGUCGCCACCGCACGCAAGCGCGAAUCGACCCUGCUCUCCUCGCCCCCGAUCGCACAGCAUCCAUUUGACGCUUUACGACUCGGCUCCACCUCGGGCCGCACCGACGGUGGACUCCUAACGCCGAUUGGCGAGGACAGCGACCCAACUAGCAGUUCGUCUGUCAUGGCAGCUGCAGCUGCUUCCGCUGCUUCGGAACGCAAAGACCCCGGCCGCUGGAACAACGACUUUGCCGACGAGCUCUCGGUCUGCAUCGCUCAUCGGGACUGGGACCAAGCCGUCUCGCUCAUCGAAAAGGGUCGCGGUGUGCUCUCCACGUACACCGCCACGGACGCCUCCUCUCUCGACCUGUCGGCCAAGCUCGCCCUGCGCACCGCAGAGCUCGUCGCCGCCAUCUCAGGCGACUUUUCCAAACCGCACCUCAAAAAGUCGGCGGUGCUGCGCAAUGCGUCCUUCCUCCUUCGGCUAGAUCAGGGCGAAAAGGCACGUCAGCUCUUCCUCGACGCGCGGACCGAGCUGUUGAAACGACGCACGAGGCAGAUCAAAUUUGAAGGCGAUCCAGGGGUGUACGUGAGCGAGCUGGCCAUGGUCCACUUUACAUUGGUGAAGAAUACGAGCGAGUGGUACAUGGCUGCGUUUAAGGAUGGGAGGAUGGCAAGUGGGUUUGUUCAGUGGGCGUGGGAGAGGGUGGAGGAGUACGGCGUGUUGUUCCGACGCCAGGUGUAUGGGAGUGAGGACGAGACGAGGGGGGAGAUGGUGAGGGAGAUGAAGGAGAUCAGUCUGAGAUUGGCCGGACAGCUAAGGGAUGUUGGAUUGGAUUUCACUUUCUUGUUGGAACAGCUACUGGAGCCGGAACCGGGAUCGGUGAGUGUCGAGGAGGUGCAGAAGUCAGCACAGGAGCCGGCACCACCGGUGAUUCCGAAACUCGUUCUAACACGGUCCAGCAGGAUCGGUAUGGAGGGCGAGCAGACCACGCGCGAACGAGAAGCGAAAAGAGCACAGGUCGCUUCGGCUCAAGAACUUCGUCGUCAGUCUGUACUUCAUGUCAAUUGA
Messenger RNA from Kalmanozyma brasiliensis GHG001, 2379 nucleotides. RefSeq names its product Cullin repeat-like-containing domain protein. The record is from RefSeq and is a predicted model, not a curated record. NCBI's taxonomy places the organism in Eukaryota, Fungi, Basidiomycota, Ustilaginomycetes, Ustilaginales. The transcript has a single exon. Bases 1 to 2379 code for a protein of 792 amino acids. Gene Ontology annotation, cellular component: exocyst. Gene Ontology annotation, biological process: Golgi to plasma membrane transport; intracellular protein localization; exocytosis.